Messenger RNA from Mustela erminea (ermine), 3650 nucleotides. RefSeq names its product ankyrin repeat and SOCS box containing 7 (gene ASB7). Gene Ontology annotation, biological process: intracellular signal transduction. The coding region runs from base 818 to 1774 and encodes 318 amino acids. The record is from RefSeq and is a predicted model, not a curated record. Lineage: Eukaryota; Metazoa; Chordata; Mammalia; Carnivora; Mustelidae. Gene Ontology annotation, molecular function: protein binding. The transcript is spliced from 6 exons.
CCACCCCCCCACCCCCACCCACCCCGGACCUGGUUUACGGCUCCGAGCUCAGGCUCCGAUGCGGCCGCUGAUUGGCUGCUGAAGGCUUGGUCCCAUCCCAGUGACCCCAAAGUGCUGGAGGGAGGGGGCGGGGGUGGCCCAGUGCAAAGUGCAUCCCGAAAGCCCCCUGCUUGUAGCCCCCGCGGCUGGCACUUAGGACCCUGUAUGACCCGGGACCUCGCUGCCCCGAGACCUCCCGUGUGCCCCCGUAGUUGGGAGCCUUCGGCCCCGAGCGCGGCAACCCCUGCUCCGAGCUCUCAGACCCGGGCUGCCCCCCCACUCGAGCCGGGACUUCCUCCCUGCACCCCUGCUCCGAGGCUGCCCGGCGGUCAGGACCGUCUCCCCAGUUCUGCUCGACCGUCCGGAUGCUCGCCGGGUUGGGGCCGUGAGGCACCGAGAAGAAUCAGGAACACCCGUGUCCGGCCCUGCCUGGAGUGUUUGUUCAAUGGAGAAGUUGGUGAGUGUGGAGAAGGCUGAAAGGAGGAAGAGAAGCAGCAGCUGAAGAGACAGGUCUGAGCCGGCUAGAGGAGACGAGAGAGCAGGAAGGGGUCAAGCCACCCACCAGAGAAGCAGCAGAGAGCCUCUGACCAGCAUCCUCUUUAAAGGUUAAGAAAGCUCAUUCACGCCGCAAGCUGGACACACUCUGAGCCUCCUCCCCACGAUGCUGUAUGUGCACAAUGGUUAUUAGGCAAUCCACGUAUCCGGAGAAGGGACAUUCUUCCAUAAGGCUGUUCCCUGUGACCUAAUGAAUCCUUUGUAAAAAGCGGACUCAGCUAGGAUGUUACACCACCACUGUCGAAGGAACCCUGAGCUCCAGGAAGAAUUGCAGAUUCAGGCUGCAGUGGCCGCUGGGGAUGUUCACACAGUCCGGAAGAUGCUAGAACAAGGCUAUUCUCCCAAUGGCCGGGAUGCUAAUGGCUGGACCCUGCUUCAUUUCUCUGCAGCGCGAGGGAAGGAAAGAUGUGUUCGAGUCUUUCUAGAACAUGGAGCCGAUCCAACAGUUAAGGACUUGAUUGGAGGCUUCACUGCUCUUCACUACGCAGCCAUGCACGGUCGGGCCCGGAUCGCACGCCUGAUGUUAGAAUCUGAAUACAGGAGCGACAUUAUUAAUGCCAAAAGCAAUGAUGGCUGGACUCCCCUCCAUGUGGCUGCUCACUAUGGUAGGGACUCAUUUGUCCGACUCCUACUGGAGUUCAAGGCUGAGGUCGACCCGCUCAGCGAUAAAGGCACCACUCCCCUUCAGCUCGCCAUCAUCCGAGAGAGGUCAAGCUGCGUGAAGAUCCUCCUGGACCACAAUGCCAACAUUGACAUCCAGAACGGUUUCUUGUUGCGAUACGCGGUGAUCAAAAGCAAUCACUCUUACUGCCGAAUGUUCCUUCAGAGAGGAGCAGAUACAAACUUGGGUCGCUUAGAAGAUGGACAGACUCCUUUACAUUUGUCUGCCCUUAGGGAUGAUGUACUCUGUGCACGGAUGUUAUAUAACUAUGGAGCGGACACAAACACAAGGAACUAUGAAGGACAGACCCCACUGGCUGUUUCAAUAAGUAUUUCUGGAAGUAGUCGACCGUGUUUGGAUUUCUUACAAGAAGUCACAAGACAGCCCAGAAACUUGCAGGACCUGUGCCGAAUUAAAAUUCGACAGUGUAUAGGCCUUCAAAACCUAAAGCUACUUGAUGAACUACCAAUUGCCAAGGUCAUGAAAGACUACUUAAAACACAAAUUUGAUGAUAUCUGAUGUACACAGAACUGUGAGCAAGAUUAGGAGUUAUAUUCCAGAUACUUAAAAGGCUUUUUGCCUUGCACAAAGUAUAUCCUAUGCAAUUUCUGAUUUGAUGUGAAGUCAGAAAGCAGGUAUACACUUUUAGGUAUUUUGUUUGUUCGUUUGUUUGGUUUUCAUGGUCAGGGGAGGGAUUUUUUUAUAUAUAUGAACACACACACACACACACACAGCACAUGCUUGAAGGUCUUAAUUUGGUUUCUUGGUCCAAGUUUAAGAGGUCCAAGCUUUCUAUACGAUACUGCAUUUACGAAAAUCGUUUUUCCGAAAUGACACACGUAGCAUUGGAGUGGAGAAUUUUCCCCUUUUCAAACGUAUGGUUUCUUGGGCAUGCACGACGUUAUCAACCAGCAGAGUGCUUGUUAACCGGUUGGAGGCAUGGUUUCACCCAGGGGGGUCCUGGGUCCUACUGGAAAAUGCCUCAAGAAAUUUUUAAAGUAACUCCGUCACCUCAUUCAUUUUUAAUGAGUACAAAUUGGCCGUUUCAAACUGUUCCUUUUCCUAAUUAACGUAGCUCUCGGAUGACAUCAGUCCAGUACCUCUGCUUUCCUGUUGGUGUGCUCUUGUUUUUAACUUAUUUUUUUUAACAACUGUAGUACACUACCUGCCCAGAGACACUGGAUCUCAACUUCCGUCUCUCGUCGAAUCGUGCUUUUAAAACAAUUCAUGGGCACAAAAAUAACUUUAUAAAGCCAGUGUAUUCUGUUUUUAAAACAGUGCCUCCCGUGCAAUACUCUUCCUGGUGUAUUUUAUCCAUUAUUUCACUCGCUGUUUCUCAUUCCACAGCCGGCUUUGACAGGCCUGUGAGAACAGGAACCACCACUUCAAUUUCAAUUGUAGGACCAUAGGGUAUCAGUUGCCAUUUCCAUUGUAAGCGUUGUCUUUUACUUCACUUUAAGCAGAAAAUUUCCUAGCCUGGUGAUAGAGUCUUCCCUAAAAAUAGCCCAAAAUAUUGUUUAAGCCAUUAGGCUUUACCAGUUAAAUAACUUAGGGGUGGUUUCAUGGUGGUUUUUUUUUUUUUUUCCUUUCUUUUUUUUAUUCUUCCCAGUUUUAAAAAAAAAAAAAAAAUUCUAAAGGGUACAGUUUCUAAUGGGUGCACAUCUGUAAGCCUGGUUAAUUCCUAAUACGCUAAUUCAACAUUUCCUAUUUUUUAAGUUUAUGCACAGUGAAGCUCUUCGGGACAGUUAUUUUCUUUUCUGGGUUGAUUGGGCAUAUGUUUGCCGUGUAAACACGGUUAUGAUAAAGUGUCAGUAACAGUGGGAAAGGUUCCAGAGACGUGAGGGAUCUACUCUGAUGCCCUGGGAAAUGUGUUCUGUGCUUGAUCUGUCAUCAUACCAGUUUCAGAAGAACCAUUCCAGAUAUCUCAGUAUUGUUCUCCGUGCUUUGGGCAAUUUCAAAAUAUUUACACACUAGUAAUAAAUUUGUUAUCAGACGUUUACAAGAUGAAGGGCUUCUCUUGUCUGAAUUUCUAGUUUUGAGCCAUAAAGUCCAAAACUACUUCACCGGGAAAAGCAUCUCCAAGCAGAAUGGAGCAUCUACCCAGGCUUCACCUUUCUUUAGGGAGCCUCUCUCAAGCACAGAGUCUGUUCCCUGGGAUGCCGAGUGGCUUUGACAUUGGUGUAUGUGAUUUGCUUGUGCCUAGGCAGAGAGCACAGGUUCCUAAAGAACGGGCAGCUUCGGACAAAGAAGGAUUCGGGGGGAUCGCUGAUGGGGUACAUAAACUCUCUUGCAGGGAGCGAGUCAGAGUACAGCCAAUUUGGUAAACCAUUCCAAAACUAACGGGAGCCUGACAGAUAGAAUUGGGUGGUCUCCUGUCUCUAGAAUGGCCUCUUCU